Paramecium octaurelia is the source of this 1016-nucleotide messenger RNA. The record is from the annotation of a GenBank genome assembly. Lineage: Eukaryota; Ciliophora; Oligohymenophorea; Peniculida; Parameciidae.
AUGAAUUCUUCACAAAGCUCAUUUACUGAUCUUAACGAUUGGGCUUUAGUUUACUAAAAUCUCCAAACCAUCGAACAAGAGUAUCUAUCUUUGAAGCUUAAAUUACUUUUCAAAACUAUCCCCAAUUUUGAUGACUUUAUCAAACUUUACGAGUCAUCUAAAAUAGGGUGCAAUGAGGCUUGGAAUCACAAUGAAGAGAUUUUUUUAUAACUCAUUGUUUUAAGUCUUAAUCCAAGAUGCAUAAAGGUACAACAUUUGAUUUAAUUUUUAAAGAAUCGCUUCGACUGGGAGAAGGUCCAAAAGUUAAUGCCAAAGUACAGGAGUCUGUCUGAAUUGUGCUUUAAAUUCUAAUCUUUCUAUAAAGCACAACUUCCCAGACAACCCUGGUCUUCCUUUGAAGAUAAAGCUUUGUUGUAAAUCAUUUUGUAUUUAUUAUUUUCUAUAUUUAGAGACAAUACCAGUCGCUGCAAGAAAAAAUGGAGCUCUAUUGCUAAUUAAUACAAUCUACUCUGCAAAUCUGAGAUUCUUAGAAAUGCCAAACAAUGUCGAGAGAGAUGGAACAACAAACUCGAUCCAUAAAUUAAUAGGUAAUUAUUAAUAUUUAAAUCGACUUAGAGAACCAUGGUCUAGAUCUGAGGAGUUACACUUUCUUCAAUUGCUUCUUCAGAAUGGACGAAGGUGGGCUGACAUAUCUUUAAAAUUGUCAAUGAUCACCAAAUACAAGAGAAGAACUGAAUUUGCUCUUAAACACAAAUUCAAGUAACUCUAGAAAUAUUAUGGUAUUCUCUUAAUUCCAUAUUUUAGGUCACAAAGCUAAAAGACUUAAUAAGACUGAUUUCGAAAUCAGUCCACGUUGGAACAUAUAGGAAGUUGAAAUGAUCCUAUCCAAAAUCGAGAUUAUCUAAGAAAAAUAACAAAAGACUCUGACUCAAGAAUAUUCUUGUUGUGAAUUUUUGAGAACAGAUUUUGAAUUUUCCUUAGUAGUAAUCAAAAAUGGAUGCUUGAUAAAAUUGUGA